Messenger RNA from Candidula unifasciata, 3783 nucleotides. The record is from the annotation of a GenBank genome assembly. NCBI's taxonomy places the organism in Eukaryota, Metazoa, Mollusca, Gastropoda, Stylommatophora, Geomitridae.
AUGAGGAAGGUUUAUCAAGGAUUCAGUUUGAAAAUAAGCUGUCUCAUACAUUUUACUGGACUUUUGGUGGUUACAGGACAGUGUAUUCAAUUUGUUUUGUUUUGUUUUUCUCACAAUCUUAGACAUGAGGGCCAUAUAUUUUUCAUCUAUAACCACACAAAGAAGACAGAAGAAGAUGACCCUAAAGAUGCAAUACUUUAUUUCUAUCCAGGAUUUGUUGGGGUGGAUGUCCAGAUUGCCCUGGUGGGUGGGAUCAUUGGACUGGUGGACUUCUGUCUGGAGUUCUUGCCUCGGUCCAUGCCCAGCCUUGUCAAGCUGUCAGGUCGCAACUUUGCUCUACUGCAGCAUGAAGAUUUUAUCAUUGGUUUGGGUGGCAGCCCAGAUACACCAGAUGCAUUUUUGAUCGCACACAUGCAGUUUGUUUGGUCAACAUUCAUCUUGUAUCAGGGCAGUUUAUCUGCACUUAAAAAGCGAGUGUCCACCGACCACUUCUUGCAAGAACUAAAGAACGUGUGGGACUACUACCUUCCACUGAGACAGAUUCAGGAAGAUGCCUUGUCACAAGCGUUCCAGGUCUUGCCCUAUGUGCCGCUACACAAAAGUCAGGGUCAUCUAUUCCUACAUGCGUCUCACAUCCUUCAGAGGAGUCUCGCACAUAAAGGGGUCCUGGCUGGGGCUCUCUUCAAUAAAACCAGAGUGCUCUGUACACAGUUGAGCAACAGCCUCACGAGGCAGUUCCUUCUUCUCAUGUCUCAGAGCCAGUUUCCUUGUGUGGAAGCCAACUCUGUUCUGGAACUUCCUGGAGGAGUGAGGCUUCUUCAUAUUUACCUGCCAAAGAAUGAAUACGCUAAGCUGGGAUAUCGAAGGAAGAAGGCAUACAUCCACUCCAAAUCUAAUGUCCUGUCAAAAGAAAGAUCCUCAUCAGACUCAGUGAAUAGAAGUACACACCCAUCUCUUUGCACGCCAGAUUAUAUAUCAGCACAGAAUUUCUUCACUGAUGGUGUGGUCAGCAGUGCUGGAGGAGUGACAGAUCCUGGAAAGUCACAGAGUUUUGAUGAUGGCAGUUCUGGUAACCGAUCUUCUAGUGGACAUGAAGCAAGUGGUUUGAUGGUGUCACCAUCGGCUGGGCUGAAUUCUGGUACAGAUUCUGAAGUCUUCUUGGACACACUUUCAGACAUGAUCUUUGACUCCGAGAAUCAGCUGAAGUUAGCUGAUAUAAAACAAGUAGAAUGUGCGACAAGCAGUAGAGAGGCUUCCAAUCUACGGCUUCGUCAGACCCUGCCCUUUUCACAUCCCACACUGGUUGAAGUUGGCAGUCGUUCUUCACUGAGUCUGGAAAGUAACAAUCCUUCACUGAGCCAAGACAGUAUUAGUCCUUCACCGAGUCAGGACAGUAGCAGUCCUUUACCAAGCCAAGACAGUAGCCGUCCUUCACCGAUUCAAGAUAGUAGCAGUCUUUCAUCCAGACAAGGUAAAAACAGUCCCAUACCAACUCAGAAUAGUAAUUCACUGAUCAGAGACAGUAGCAGUCCUAACAGUAACAGUUCUGUGCAGAGCAAUAACAACCAAGGCAGUAGCAGUACUUCUCCAACUCCAGAGAGUAACAGUCCUGGAGUGAAUCAAAACAGAAGUAAUCCUAUUUCAGGCAGUCACAAUCCUUCACCAAGCCAACACAAUAGUAAUCCCUCGCUGUCUCAAGACAUUAAUAAUCAUACACCAACUCACAAUAAGAACAGUCAAUCCCAUUCUGAGAACAGCACCCAGAUAAAGAUAAAUAUCCAUGUAGAACAUGACAGUGGAACUUCUAAAGCUGAAGAGAACAAAGCUCAACUGGAAAUACAUCAGUCAUUGAGAGAUUUGUCUUUCAGUGGUAAGACUCCUGAAGAAGCUUUUUCUCACGAUGCUGAAACACCAGCUGAGGCCUUAGGUUCUUUUUCUGAUACUUACCAGCAUGAUACAUCUUCUAGUGAUCCUACCAGUAAUGCUAGUAAUUAUGAUACAUUCUGUACUGAUACCAAUAGAUUUGAAGAUAGUGAUAGUAACAGGGAGAGUACACUUUUAAAAGAUGCCAGAAAACAAGAUACAUCUUUUGCUGAUAUUAAAAGUAAAGAUAUUUCUUGUGCUGAUAUCGUUAGUCAUGAAAAUAAUAGUGUUCUGCAAGAUAAGAUCCUAAAUACAGAAUUACAUUUGAACCAACAUAGCAAUAAAAGUAACCCCAAUGAAAGUGUCUUGGCUGUCGAUCAAGAACAUUGUAAUGGCAUGGAGAGUAGUGCACAUGAAGUUACAGCAGAUUUGAAGUCUGUUGCCGUGUUUGCCCACAACUAUCCCGAUUUACUUGAUUCUUCAGAAACUAGUACUACUUCAUCACAUCUCGACAACAGCUUGUCAUCUGAUCAGCAACAGAACAAAGAGGGUUCAAAAGUUAACACAGUUGAAGAUGGAUUAGCUACAAUUAGUCCUUGUCAUGACAACAGUAACACUACAGGACCUGAUUCAGGGCAAGUAAAUACAAUUUCUUCAUUUCAAAAUGGCAGAGUUACCUCACAAGUAAAUUUGCAUAAUAAAGACACCACAAGUUUGUUAGAGCUUGAACCAGUUGAACUUAACAAAAUUGCACAAGCUAAUGGCGAAAUUGUAUCACAGCUGAGAAAAUCAAACUAUAUUGCUGAAAAUAGUGUCGAAGACCCAUUGACUUCUUUGAAUAUAAAAGAUAAGUCAGAGCGGGGAGUUCCUGUUAAUAAAAAAAUAGACGAGGCACAUAUAGGCAUUGAAAACGGUUUGUCUGACUCCGCAGACAUGUCCGUUUCUGAUUUAGCCAAUAAGGAUUCAAGAUCUCAAAUGUCUCUGCAGCCGUCUGGUUUAUCAAAACAAACUACAUUUAAUGUGACAGAAAUUCUGGCACAAAACAAAGAGCAGAUUGAUGCUUCUUUGGAAACUCGACUUAGUGGAGAUGAGUCAUCAACGCAGUCAUCUUCUGAGCUGAAACAUGAUGAGCACGAAGUGUCUUCUUAUUCGCUGGCUUACAGUGAAGUCGGCGCCAAUAAAGAUCGUUUGACUUUUGAAUUUGUGGACAGUGAGUUUUCCGAAGGAGGCCUGUUGUCUCCUCUGUCUUUACACUUGUCACCAGUUACAGAAUCUUCCGGGCCGACAGCAGACGAUAUGCCUCAAGGAAGAUCUGGAUUGGAGCCAAAGAGCGGUGACUCAAAAAUAGCUUCAGAUCUUAAAUCUGAAGACUUCGCCAAAAGUUCACCAGAAUGGAGUCCUGAGAGAGAUGGCCUUGAGGAGUUGACGCUGUAUGCCCAAGGCCACUCUGAUACUCUGUUGGUGUUGCUAGUAUCUGACACUGUAAAGUGGAACAAGCUCAGUAUUAACUCUUUGUGGAAAUCAUGUUUGCCUCACCUGGCAGAGUUGGAUUUUCAGGUGAAGGAUGCAGAGCGUCAUGCAAAAGAUGAAUCAGAGAAUGUUGGAGCACAACAUCAGUACCUGAAAUAUGACACGUUUUCUCAGAAUCUGAAAGGCUCAGCACUUCUUCCGGUGACAAGUUUAGCCAAUGAAAUUGUCGACUCCAGCAUAAGGAUGCAUGACAGUUUCUGUAGUAUGCCAGAUUUACAGGAAAUCACAUACAGAUCACAUUCAGCUUGUUGCUAUGGCCAGCGAAUGGUCAACACUGAGACUUACUUCCAGAUUGGCCUGCCUCGGAUGUCGGCAGGAAUAUGUCCUCCGAAUGACAAGACAUUCUGUCUGGAUCAGAUGGCAGAGAAGAUUUUACAAAAUGACAAGUAA